UAGGACAAACGCAGCCGGCGCACCGCAUCACUGUCUGCCAAACAGAGGUUUGACUGCUGUCAGAAGACCCGCAGACUGAUCCCGGACCCGCUGGGAGCGAGUGGCCGCCGACAGGCACAGGGAGGCGGGGUAGCGCCGGCGCGUCGCACGGGGAGCCUCCACGCUUCGGUCUCCGCUCCCGGUUUGCAGAGAGUCACAAUGGCAGACAGCUUCGACUGCGUCAACUGCAAGGAGUCCCUGUACGGCCGCAAGUACAUCCAGUCGGAGGCCAGUCCGUACUGCAUCCCCUGCUACGACAGCCUGUUCUCCAACACGUGCGAUGAGUGCAAAGAGCUGAUCGGCCACGACGCCAGGGAGCUCUUCUACGAGGACCGGCACUACCACGAGCACUGCUUCCGCUGCUUCCGCUGCGACCGCUCGUUGGCCGACGAGCCGUUCACCAGCCAGGACGACGCGCUGCUCUGCAACGACUGCUACUGCAACGAGUUCUCCUCCAAGUGCGUGGCCUGCGACAAGGUCGUCAUGCCCGGAACGAGGAAGCUGGAGUACGGCGGCUCCACGUGGCACGAGGGCUGCUUCAUCUGUCACAGCUGCCAACAGCCAAUCGGGUCAAAGUCUUUCAUCCCCGACAAGGACGAGCACUACUGCGUGUCCUGCUACGAGGACAAGUUCGCCUCGCGCUGCACGCGCUGUAAAAAGACGCUGGCCAAAGGCGGCGUGACCUAUCGGGACGAGCCGUGGCACAAGGAGUGUUUCGUUUGCGCCAGCUGCAAGACACAGCUGGCGGGCCAGCACUUCACCUCGCGGGACGAGAGCCCUUACUGCCUCAAGUGCUUCGGCAACCUGUACGCCAAGAAGUGCGAGGCCUGCAGCAAGCCGAUCACAGGUUUCGGAGGAGGGAAGUACGUCUCGUUUGAGGAACGCCAGUGGCACCAGCCGUGCUUCACCUGCUCCCAGUGCUCCGCCUCGCUGGUGGGCGCCGGCUUUUUCCCCGACGGAGAGCGGAUCCUGUGCCGCGACUGCAACAGCGGCGUGUAGAGCCCGGCGGGCUCCCUUGACUUACCUUGCACCCCUUUUUCGUCACACGGCAUUUCAAGAAACACACCCCGCCCCCCACCCCCCGCCAAGUCCGUACCGAGGAAGGUAACGCAGGCUGACGAAUGCUGCAUCUCAGGUUGUUUGUAUAUGCAGAGAUCAGUUCCUUGGGGGCGCCGGAACUUCCAUCCAUCCACGAGUUACGAAUCAACCCCAAAGAUUUUUCUUUUGUAAUUGAAUUUCCGCAUGAAAAGUUUACGGGGCGCCUCGGGAACAACAAUGCUUAAACGUUGUGUACCUUCAAGCCAAAGAAACGCAAAUGCGUCGUAUUUUUGCAUGAAAUAGUUGCCACGUGAGGUGAUCUGAGGACACAGAGCACUGCUGAAGGGCAGGACGCAAACCUCAGUGGGUAUUUGAAAGUACGCUGGAGGUACUGUUUGUUUUACUGUUCUUUUUAAGAACAGUUUUAAGCAUUUCGCUUAAGAGUACAAACACGGAAGCGCUUCGCUAAUUAUGCUCUCAGUGAAGCAGUCAGUUUACGGGAGUCGUGAUCAUUAAUGUCCUUUGCACUUUUUGAAGAUAUUCUCUCGCUACCAUGUUAUGUGCACAUAAGAACACAACCAAAAACAUGGCACACAGACCACUGUUUUGUUACCUGUAACUGCUUCUUCCCUUUUUCUGUCGUUUCUACCUGUUGAAUCUUUUUGUAUCACCGGCGCUCGACGAACCAGCAACCAACCCCAAAGUAGCUGAAACGAAAAGCCGUUGUGUAAUGCAGGAGGACGCAUGCCAUGAUCACUAUUUUGUUACUCUAAACAGUGUAAGUGUUUGGUUUUUCAUUGUUAGUUUGUAAUAUCUAUGUGAAAAGCUAUUAAAAAAAUAUGUGUACUUCAUUA
Messenger RNA from Gasterosteus aculeatus aculeatus (three-spined stickleback), 1931 nucleotides. It is a transcript of the gene fhl3a, whose product is annotated as four and a half LIM domains 3a. Gene Ontology annotation, cellular component: Z disc; stress fiber; nucleus. Gene Ontology annotation, molecular function: transcription coregulator activity; actin binding. Gene Ontology annotation, biological process: actin cytoskeleton organization. NCBI's taxonomy places the organism in Eukaryota, Metazoa, Chordata, Actinopteri, Perciformes, Gasterosteidae. The record is from RefSeq and is a predicted model, not a curated record.